AUGUAACCCAGGUGAGCUUGGUGGUUCUGAUUUAAACGGUUACAAAAGUUUUAAAGCAUAUAGUUAUUAAAUAAUGGUUGGCUUAGUGCAAUUUUUAACAUGAAGUUGUUAUAACUCGAGGUCCAGUGUGUUCGGAGAAAUUUAAGGAGCUUAGAGUUUCAUAAAAACGGGAUAGUUAUUAUCCUACAGGUUGAUUUUUUUUAUUUUACUCUAGUAUGCUUACAAUAUUAUUUAUGGUUGCAGAAAAGAGCUUGUCAUAUUUGAACUCCUAAAGAAAGCUGCUCAUCUAGAACUAGAAUCACUCAUUGUCAGUGAUGUCUGUUCUAAAACAAAAUCUAUGGAAAUUGGUUGUUCAUCAAAAGACUUUUAGCAAUGACAAUGUUAUCAUUCAUAAAGAAUGCCCUGACUUGAAAGUUGGAGAUAUUAUCGAAGUAUAUCACCCAGAUGAACAUUAUAGCAGAUUAUUAGUGGAAAUACGCACUCUCAAUUCUGCUACGUCAACACAGCAAAAGGGUUCGGUUAGUAUUGAAACGUCCUUAGCAACUUCUUUUCAGUUACGACAAUUCAAUGAUGUCAUUGUCAACAAGGUUAACACAAAUGAUGUGACACUUGAUAUGUUAGAGCUUGUGUUUAAGGAUCACUUUGUUACACGCAGUGAUUGCUGGAGACUUCAUCAGUCAUUGAUUGGAUCGUGUGUUUAUUAUUGUAAUAAAGUUACAUUUGUUAAUAUGCGAGUGCACGUCAAUGAGAUGUGGAUGAAGGGUGACAAAGUUGCAUGCGGAGUCGUAGGUGAUUCAACAAAGAUUGUGUAUCGUUCCAAAAGUGCAAAAUUCCAUAUAUUUGUCCAAAUGAGUUCGGAAAUGUGGGAUUUUGAUUAUUUUGGUGACUUGUAUUUUGAGAAGGCCAUCAUGGGAUUUCUUCAAGAUUUGUUUAAUAAAUGGAAAGUGAAGGGGUUGGAUUGUAACCAUCAAGUUGUUAUUGUUUUGUUUUCACGAACAUACUAUGAUGUCAAUUCGAUUGAUGAAUUUUCAAAGGAAAUGCAGAGGGAAGUCUCCUGUAGUCGUGAUGGUCGAUUUUACCAAGAUUUUUACAAAAUUAUUCGCCAGUCAGAAAAACAAGAUAACUUGCAGAACGUCAUUCUUGAUCUUAAACGCUCGUUUCACGGUUACCCACAUUAUGUUGGUUGUCAACAACCUCUCACAGAUGACAGAAAGGAUAAAGUGAGUCCUAAAGGACUUGGAAGAAAUUCUAGAGCAUCCGAAGGAAAUUUAUUGGAAGCUAUAAAUCUAUCUCUCACUGUCUUUGAGAAACAUUACAUUGAUUGCAAUCUUGAGGAAACUAAUUGCACAACAUUAAUCAUCACACCAAGUACAGGUGUGUUUGAAGUUGAUGAAGAGUUGACCAUACUAACACGCAACAGACUGAUAGAAAAUGGUGUGGGUAUUGAUUUGGUCUGUCUGGCAGAGCGUCCACUUCAUGCAGUUCCACUAUUAAAGUUUUUUCCUUCAAAAGAUAGCCCUCAGCGGAUGACUAUGUACAAUGUACCACAAUGGAUUAACUUAAGUUAUUACUCAAAGACACAGGCAAGCACUUCUGUGUUUGUUCCUCGCAUGCAAGUACCACCUCAACCACCUCUAAAAGAAAUAUAUUUGCAAUGCAGUGCUGCUAAUAACAUUACCGAUGCUGAUUAUGAAGCUUUUGAUGCGAAUGUGUUUGACUAUUCCAAACCAAAGUCGAAAAGCCUUACACCGCAUUUAUCCACUCGUCAAACUACUUUACUAGAGUAUGCAAGUGUUCAAUCAUCUCCAGAAGUUUCAAAGAGUGUUAGUAAUCCAGUUUUGAAAAAGAUGUCACUCCAAGAAAAUGGUAAUAUCCAUCAGUUGAUUCGAAGCUUGAGUGAUGAUCCAGGGCGUAUGGCAAUUCAUGGCUCUUUUGAGGACCUAAAGUUCACAAUGGGAAGUGACAAAGAAGAUAAUUCAAAGUUGAGCUCUGAACAUUUACAAACACAAAUGUCCGAACAGUCGGUGGUGAAGAACUUAACACUGAAUCCUUUUAAACCACAAUCGAUGGCAGUUGCGAUAACCUUGUUCAAAUAUAGAUGGCUUCACCUCUUCCCAAUGGGGAUGAAAGGGAAAAAAAUGCAAUCUCAAACCAAAAGCUCAGUUCUUGAUGUUGUAGAUGCUCCCAGAAAAGCUUUCACAACAUCAGAAAGUGAUGUCGAUAGUCACGAAUCAGACAUUGGUGCAGUCAGCAAUAACAAUUCACUUAGUAAUGGCGUUGACAGUGUGUCAAGCAGUGUAUCAAAUGAAAAAGAGAACAUUAAAAGCAAAAGAAAACUGGCUGUGGAAGAAAUAGAUUGGAUAUCAAACGUGACUCAAGGUGUUGACUGGAAAUCUCUAUGCAUGCCUGCAUGUUUGCCUCUCACUUUAAAUUACUUUCCAGAUGAAACUAGUCUGAGAAGUGUUUAUUUUGAGUACCACUACACAAUGGUGAUUGAAGACCUUCCUGAUAUUGAACUGGAAAUCCAAAAAGAAGUUGGAAGAUUUGACCGAAGUUUUUUGCCUCCCGAUAAGAAAUUUUUAGAGAUGCUUUCACAAAGAAUUGCACAGGGCUUUCAAGUUGUUACUAAUCCUGACAUUGUUCGCAUCUUGAAGCUUGAAAAUAGUGCAUUGCAGUCCAUGAAAUUUGAUCCAAAGAAAGAUUAUGUUCUUAGUAUGGGGUUGACGAUACAUCACUUGAAAUUGGUUGACACAGAAGUGCAUGUGACUCGUUAUUCAUUGCAUGAACCUGUGACAGCUAAACCGUUCUUAUAUAGGUACAACGUUUGGCCACAUAAUUGUUUGCAAUAUUCAGUUGCUGCAACAGAAUUUCAAUACGAAGCUGCAGUUAAAUACAAUUGGAACAAUCUAGAUCGUUACAUUUGUGAAACCGAGAAAGAUUUUAGUCAACUAAAUGAACAUAUGAAAUAUUGGCGUACUCGAUUUUUGUUGUUACCAGUUCGAUCCACACCAUUUGCUCCACGAGAAGUUGAUGGUAUGUUGCAAAUAGAAGGAUUUCUUCGUUUUUUGGAAGGAAUGAACAAGAUAAAAAGAGGGACACAGAACAGACAGUUGUUCUUCAGUAGGGCAGCUACAGUUAGCAGAAAGGUUUCAACAGAUAAAAGCAAAUCGGAAAGAGUUUCGUCCAUUACACCAGAAAAAUCUGAUCGAAAAGAAUUACGUGUCAGCAAUGAUAAACGAACUUCUCCUAUGCCAAUUGACAACCAUGAUACAUCACGAGAUGCUGAUACCAGCUUGACUCGAACACCUUCCACACCAUUAUCCGGUGUUCCAGAUGACAUGCCACCCGAACACAGCUUGUCCAUCACUUCACCCUUACAAGAUAUCGUGCAAGCAAUGCUUAAUCCAAAAUAUGGUUUGUACUUCCUUCCCAAGCAAGAUAAUUUAUGCAACAAUACAUUUAUAUCAGCCGAAGCUGUAGCCUGGAUGAUCAAAAGCAUAGAUGGUUGCCAUGGCAAACACGAUGCUGUUAGUCUAGGACAGCGUUUGCUCCAAGGAAAGUUCAUCAUGCAUGCAUCGGAAAGUUUAUGGCAAAAUUUCAUUGAUGGAUUUUAUCUGUACUACAUCAAAGAAGAGAAGAAAGAUGAGGAUGUUGAGAAACGACGAUUUUGGUUUGCUCGUAAAACAGAAGAAGAACUACUCACAUCUUACAACAUCCAGUGGCUUGAGGUUGCUGUGUGGAGAGAUGAUAAUGAAGAUCAAACAGCCUGCUUCUUGUUGGACGAGCUACCGACACCUGAUUUCGUCUACGCAAAGAAUCAGAGAUAUCAAACAGCCAACAAAGAGAAGUCUGUCCCUCUAUUCAAAUCAAUGGAGUACAACUUGGACGCUGACAGCAAAAGUGCGCGCUCUGAAUGGUGUGUUAUCAGUUAUCAUGGUAACUAUCACCCAAACAAAUGUGCGUAUGCAAUUGAAAUGGAUUGGAUGGUUGCAACUGGUAGUAUCAUAGCUGAGUUGGUACAGAAAUGGUCACAUAAAGCCACAUCAUGUGGUGUCCACAUUGUACCUGCUCCCAUGUGUGCUUUUCCUGGUUCCAGUAUCCGAUGUAAUCGGAAUCCGUUUCGAAAAUCGCCAUUUAUUCAUUUGAAUGUUGAUAGUUUGUUAAAGGAAGGUCAAUUAAACUUAUUUGAAGAAUUUGAUCCUAAAACAUGGUCACGAAGGAUGUUUUUAUUUCAAGAAGCUAUACUUCAGAAGUUUGAUUUCUUACGAGACAUUCCGCAAACAGCGCCUGAGUCUCCCCUCCACCCAGGGGGUCGUGCCAGACACUAUCAAUACAUUCAUGCUUCCGGAAGCAUCUUAAUGAAAGUUAACGACGCAGUUUUCGGUAAAGAUUCGCUCAGUCCGACGUUUGACGAAAACGAUAUAAAAGAGUCGCCUUUUCGAAAAAAUCGUCGGCCGUCGAAGAAACCAUUCGAAGCACAAAAAAACCAGUUGCAUAUUGACGAAGAAUAUAAAGAUGUGCACGGUUUCUUCUGGGUGUAUAAUUAUGCGUUGUCGAAAAAAUGGCGGACAAAUGUAACAGGUGAUGUUGCUGCAGCGAAAAAGUACGUCGCCACUUUUUCAGAUUUUUGUGCCAACAGGGACGAUCAAUUACUUCAAUUUUGGAAUGAAGCACGAACUCACACUACGAGACAUCAUGGUAGCGAUACACCUGGAACACUUUGACACUGUCCUGUCUUUAUAUUCUGUUUUUUCAUUGCUCCUUUUUAGUAAAAACGAAAUGCAGGCAGCUUAUGAAAAUAAAUACAAAGCUUAGAAUAAUUGAAGAAUUUUGAUUGUCCCAUGUUAUCUACAGUUUUUCUAUCAACUAUGAUACUACCAUUCAUUGUGAAGAAAUAGUUUUUUAAAAGUAUCUGAAGUAGUCUGUGUAUAUACGUUGCCAAUUUGUGUAAAAAUUUAAAACUGCACCCUUUUAAGAUGAAUUAGGUUGUUUUGCCUGAUUUUGUUUUACAUGCACAUCUUCUUAUGACUAGUCACGUUUCAGUGAAUUCUUUUUAGAUGAUUUUAUCAGAUUGUAUAUUUGCUGUUUAUGUUUUUAUACUGAAUGUCAAUAAAAUAUUUUUUAGAAAUAAGAAAUAUGUCUCCACUCUUUCUUUUUUAAAUCCGUCAAAUAUAUCAUCUUUGCUAUUUUCGAUGAAUGCAUAGCAGCACUAAAUUCAUUGAAAAGACCAAGACUGAAAAUGUAGGAGUCAAUAAUUUGCGCAUGCUUAAAUUUAAAUGAUUAAUUUUCUGCACAAAAAGUGGAAUUAUUCGCGCAGGCUCAAAUUCGUUCUUGGUACGAUAACUAUAAAAAGAUACACUAUUUUUAUUUCUUUUGUUAAGCUGUCUACUGUUAUACUUCGUGGUAACCUGGGGAGGAAAAGGUGGGAGGGGAGGGGGGAAUGUUUAUUUCCAAAGUACUAUAAAAAGAGUCAAAAGUGUUUUAAAGUUGUAAUUUGACAUUUUUGAGUUGAUGUAUAUAUCUCGAUUUAUUUGAAGUUUUAAACAAGAUAGGUCCUGUCUCUUUCUCCAAUCUACCUUAUCUGUUUAAUGACUGUAAUACCAUUUUUUUAAAUAGUGCCACUCUGGCAAAUUGUAUAGCAAGCUUGAUAAUUUAACAUUGUGCAUAAAAUAAAGUUCAGUUGAGGAAUAUGUUGAUUGAGGUAGGUGAAGGUUCAGAGGUCUGGAUUGGCAUACGUGAAAGUGGGAAACGGGUCCGGAGGGACCCUACAGAAUAGCACCUAGGAUCCGAGAAGCAGGGCAAAUGUCUGUAUUAAGCUAUAUUAAGUUACCCACUUGUUAAAAACAAUAAAGGUGGUUAUUCAAGAAUAAGCGUAGGUAGUUUAAGCCUCGUUUUUAGGACAUUUUUUCGCGAAAAUGAGAUCUUUUACACAAGAUUUAAUUUAUACUUCUUCAGUUUCGUGAAAGAAUAUUCAGAAAAAAAAUCUUGACGUUUUCUUCAAUUUUUUUUAUAUUUAGUUAACGUUAUUUUAUAGAAUACAAAAACGUCCAUA
Messenger RNA from Hydractinia symbiolongicarpus, 6052 nucleotides. RefSeq names its product GATOR complex protein DEPDC5-like. The record is from RefSeq and is a predicted model, not a curated record. The coding region runs from base 315 to 4724 and encodes 1469 amino acids. The transcript is spliced from 23 exons. Gene Ontology annotation, cellular component: GATOR1 complex; lysosomal membrane. Lineage: Eukaryota; Metazoa; Cnidaria; Hydrozoa; Anthoathecata; Hydractiniidae. Gene Ontology annotation, molecular function: GTPase activator activity. Gene Ontology annotation, biological process: intracellular signal transduction; cellular response to amino acid starvation; negative regulation of TORC1 signaling.